ACUAUUCAGUCAGUUACGACGUUCCCAACCGUUAGCACGCAGCGUAGUUGUGUGUUGUUAAGUGAAGUCUCCCCCGAAUAAAACCUGUUUACCGAUUGUGAAAGGGAAAGAUUGCAGCGAAAGUGAUCUGUUACAUUACAUUGGCCUAAAAUGUCGAUUAAGAACAUUGUGUUGCUUUUAAGCUUGUUCGUAGCUGGGAGUUACGCACAAUCUAAGGUUCCGGUUAACAUCUACUAUGAAGCCCUCUGUCCGGAUAGCGCUGCAUUCAUCAACAAACAGCUCUACCCGGCAGCGAAACAGUUCAAGGAUAAUAUGGAUCUGAAAUUUAUUCCGUUCGGCAAGGCGAGCUACCGUACGCAAGGUUCGGAAACGCUGUUCGAGUGCCAUCAUGGUCCAAACGAAUGUUACGCCAAUAAGGUGCAUGCUUGUGCCCUGUACCACAUCCAGGGUAAUUCCUACCAGCCGAAUAACACCCGCGAGGUACUAAUCCUGGAGUACGUUAACUGUUUGAUGGAACGUGCGCAGUUCAAAGCCGGCGAGUUCCCUGGUAAGGAGUGCGCCGAAAUGCACGAAAUUCACAACUGGGAGACUAUUGAACAGUGUGCCAACUCCACCGAGGGAAGCAGUCUGCUGAAGAACUACGGCGAUGAAACGGCCAAACUGCAACAGCCACUGAAGAGCGUCCCGACCAUCGCUUUCAAACAGACUUUUGACGCGGACAACCAGCAAUUGGCAGUACGAAACUUCCGAGAAGCCCUCUGUAAAAAUCUUAAACCAUCACCAGUUCAGUGCCGUGGCUUACCAGGCAGUGCUCCAGCUGUAGCUUCCUUUGGGCUGGUCACCUUGCUUUCUGUGAUCCUGACCCGAGCGUUCUAACUGAAAAACGUAGAAUUUUUCGCGCAACGCUGCAAUUGCUUCCAAUCCGUCCAUGUGGUGCAUUUACCUGUAAUGCGGUAUCCGUCCUUACUGUUUAACAGAGAAAUAAAAAAAAGUUUUAAUAUAUCUAAAACAGACUGUAUUGUACGUACAAGAGAAUCUCAAAUAAAUGGUCACAAAAUAUUAUCGUUAACUCAAC
Sabethes cyaneus is the source of this 1075-nucleotide messenger RNA. It is a transcript of the gene GILT1, whose product is annotated as GILT-like protein 1. NCBI's taxonomy places the organism in Eukaryota, Metazoa, Arthropoda, Insecta, Diptera, Culicidae. The transcript is spliced from 3 exons. The coding region runs from base 151 to 876 and encodes 241 amino acids. Gene Ontology annotation, molecular function: oxidoreductase activity, acting on a sulfur group of donors, disulfide as acceptor. The record is from RefSeq and is a predicted model, not a curated record.